UGGAUAGGACCGAGAUGAGUGAGAGGGUGGUGCAUGCUGGGCCCCGGAGCACAAACUGGAGGAGGGUGUAGUAGCAUGUGCGGGUGCCUGAGCCGGGGGAGGGGACGCGCGCUCCUGCUGCACUGGCCUCGGGAGUUGGGGGGCGAGCUCCUUGGUGACGCGAGGCCCUCACGUGACCGGGAGCUGCAGAGGGACGCAGCCUCCGGUGCAGUCGUCACUCCCUUCUGGGUACCAGCUCCCGCUGCCCUGCGCCGGCGGGCUGGCAUCGGGCCCAGGGACAGCGGAGCAGGUCCUCGGGUCCCAGUGCCGCGGCCGCGCUCUCCAGGCGAGAAUCGGGAGGAGGAGCCGACCGCAAGGAUAGGCCCAGAUAUCCACCACGAAAACGAAGAAAUGGAGCAGCCCGUGCAGAAUGGAGAGGAAGACCGCCCUUUGGGAGGGGGUGAAGGCCACCAGCCAGCAGGAAAUAAUAGACGGGGUCAGGCCCGCCGACUGGCCCCUAACUUCCGAUGGGCCAUACCCAAUAGGCAGGUCAAUGAUGGGAUGGGCGGAGAUGGAGAUGAUAUGGAAAUGUUCAUGGAGGAGAUGAGAGAAAUCAGGAGAAAACUUAGGGAGCUGCAAUUAAGGAAUUGCCUGCGUAUCCUUAUGGGGGAGCUCUCUAAUCACCAUGACCAUCAUGAUGAAUUUUGCCUUAUGCCUUGAUUCCUGCCAUUUUCUAUGAGAUUAAUACUGUGAUUCCCACUGUUGUUUUCUUUUUCCUUGCGUUUUCUGAUAUGCUUUUACUGAUCUGUUUGCUAUGAACCUUAUGUAAUUUCCAUGUGUCAGGUGGGUUCUGUGUUACCAGCUUCUAAUUGGAGAUUGCCUUGGCACACAGUCUUAAGUUUCUGUCAACAGUAGUUUCACCCAUUUGCAUGGAAAAAUGUAAAGUUAAUAAAGCAAUUUAAAAGCAA
Messenger RNA from Eptesicus fuscus (big brown bat), 947 nucleotides. It is a transcript of the gene BEX3, whose product is annotated as brain expressed X-linked 3. Gene Ontology annotation, biological process: signal transduction. Gene Ontology annotation, molecular function: signaling receptor binding. The record is from RefSeq and is a predicted model, not a curated record. Bases 34 to 699 code for a protein of 221 amino acids. NCBI's taxonomy places the organism in Eukaryota, Metazoa, Chordata, Mammalia, Chiroptera, Vespertilionidae. The transcript has 3 exons. Gene Ontology annotation, cellular component: cytosol; cytoplasm.